AUGUCUGAUGACUUGAGCAAGUACGGGUCGGCGCUUAACUCAAGCAUCGCAGACGCGAAUAGCAAGGUGCAGCAGAUGGAAGGAAUCCUGUCCAUCAGCAACCAGGCCAGCAGCGCGAACCUGAGGGGCAGGCGGCGAAGUCGCAAUACGAGGCAAGCCGAGGGAACUCUUCGGAAAACAUUGGGCUGA
Molecule: messenger RNA, 189 nt
Organism: Clonostachys rhizophaga
Lineage: Eukaryota; Fungi; Ascomycota; Sordariomycetes; Hypocreales; Bionectriaceae
Source: the annotation of a GenBank genome assembly